Penicillium verrucosum is the source of this 672-nucleotide messenger RNA. Its product is annotated as class I SAM-dependent methyltransferase. NCBI's taxonomy places the organism in Eukaryota, Fungi, Ascomycota, Eurotiomycetes, Eurotiales, Aspergillaceae. Bases 1 to 672 code for a protein of 223 amino acids. The record is from RefSeq and is a predicted model, not a curated record. The transcript is spliced from 2 exons.
AUGACACAAUAUGAUGCACUUGGGUCCUCUUACGACGUUAUAGAAACCCUUCCUUUCAAAAUCCUGGAACUACAUAAUGUGUUCCUCGCCAUUCGCACUCUUCUCCACUCCGGUAUGACGGUUUUCGACGUUGCGUGUGGCACAGGCUACUACUGCUCCCGUCUUCUCUCCUGGGGCGCCAGCUCGGUAACGGGUAUUGACAUUUCGUCUUCUAUGUUAUCCGCCGCUUCUGUCCGGCUAUCAUCAAGCAUCGACUCUGGCUGCGCUCGUUUCGUGCUUGCCGAUGGCAAGCAGCCCCAAUCAUUUACACCCGACCAUCGGCCCAACUACUUCGAUGUUGUCUUUGUGGCCCAUGUUCGCCAAUAUUGGCAAAAUCUCAAACCAGGCGGCGUGUUCUUGGGUGUUGUGCCGCACCCUAGCGAGAAUAUGAAUCAACGUGCCAAGGCGUACGGUAAGGAACCAUUGAAUCGCUUGUGGCCACGGAAUGAGUAUACUAGGGAGUUGGAAUCUGGAGAGGGGUGGGACUUGCAUGUCUUUUUGAAUGAUGAUGGGGUAGACUUUUCAACAUGGCAUUUGAAGAAAGAGGUAUAUGAGCAGGCCGCAAGAGACGGAGGAAUGAAGGGGAAGUUAGAGUGGAAGCGGGAGAUAUUCCCAGGAAAUGAGUGGAAGUAA